GGGGUGAGGAAGGCUAACGUCAUAAGCUUGCAACAUGGCGUCCCGAAGGCUGUGAGAUGAGCAAGAGGAUGGUAAAGACCGCUUGAGAACGACCAUACCGAUGUAAGAAGCUUGAGGUGGUGCUCGUGUAGGAAGAGAGAGAGAGAGAGAGGGAAAGAAGGAGGAAAUGGAACUGCCAAAUCAUGCCAAACAACUGCUGCUGCAACUCAACCAGCAGAGAGCCAAGGGCUUCCUGUGUGAUGUCAUCAUCGUGGUGGAGAAUGCACUCUUCCGUGCCCACAAGAACAUCCUGGCAGCAAGCAGCAUCUAUUUCAAAUCUUUGGUCCUCCACGACAACCUCAUUAACCUCGACACAGAGAUGGUUAACCCCUCUGUAUUCAGACAGGUUCUUGAUUUCAUCUACACUGGAAAGCUACUGUCCUCAUCAGAGCAGAGCAGUGAGCAGAACUUCAGUGCCCUCUUAACUGCAGCCAGCUACCUCCAGCUCCACGACCUUGCUGCUCUGUGCAGAAAGAAGCUUAAGCGCAAUGGUGGGAAACCCCUGCCAGGUAAACCCUCCACUCCAGGCCCCCUUAGCCGCUUACGCCUCAACAACCAGCGCCUUUCCUCUUCUACCCCUACUGGCCACAACAACCACUAUCCUCCGACCCCUUCCGAUGCCGACCAGCCACAGCCAGAUGAAGGCCUUCGGGACAAGCUCUCAGAUGAUGAGAUGUUUGUCGGCACCUCUGGGAAGAAUGGGAAUGGGGGGAAUGGAAGCAGUAAUGGUAACCUCAGCAGUGGAGGAAGUGCUGGGGAACCAGACCUUGGACUAGACCUCUCCAAAAAGAGUCCACCCUCUGCGGGCACAGCCACUGAUGCCCUUAGCCCUAAUAGCAACUCCCAAGGAUCCCCUCAAUCUGCCUCAGUAUCCACAACCAACAGUGCCUCACUGGAUGACUCGUCUACCACGCUACCAGGUGCAGACACCUGCAUCUCAGAGACCAUGGACCUCAACUCCUCCUCUAAAACCUCAGAGGAGAUCCAAAACCAGCCAGAGGGUCCUCCGCCACAGAAAAAAUCCAGACAGGGUGCUCGCAAGAAUGAAUGGCCUAAGAGAGAGGCGUCAGGGUUGAAGUCUGAAGAUCAUGACAGGCCCCUGGCUAAUGGGGUAAUCGUUGGUCCUAAAGAUAGCCGCUCAUCUGGGAUUGGUAACAGCUUUGCAUCUGACCAAUCCUUCCAGUGCAAGGAUGAGGAAGAAGGAGGAGAGAAUGGCCAGGACCACAGUGAUGAAAGUGGUCAAAGCGAUGGAGAGAGUGCAGGAGGUGGAGGAGGAACAGCAGGGGGGCACCACAGCGCCAACUACGUGUACAGGCAGGAAGGUUUUGAGCCAGCAUUUGGAGACAACCUCUAUGUCUGUAUUCCCUGUGGUAAGGGUUUCCCCAGUUCUGAACAGCUCAAUGCUCAUGUUGAGACACAUACUGAGGAUGAGCUCUACAUCAAAGAGGAGGGAGGAACCUUUGUGAAAGAGGAAGAUGAAGAGGAGGCAGAGGAUCUUUCUGCCACUGUAGGUCCCUCUACUUUUGGUUCUGAAACGCGCCCAUUCAAGUGUACAGUGUGCAGUAAGAGCUACAAAGACCCGGCAACCCUGAGACAACACGAAAAGAGCCACUGGCUGACCAGGCCCUUCCCCUGCAACAUCUGUGGGAAAAUGUUCACCCAGAGGGGAACCAUGACACGCCACAUGCGCAGCCACCUCGGCCUGAAGCCAUUUGCAUGUGAAGAGUGUGGCAUGCGCUUUACACGCCAGUACCGUCUGACAGAGCACAUGCGUGUCCACUCUGGAGAGAAGCCGUAUGAAUGCCAGCUAUGUGGGGGGAAGUUUACCCAGCAGCGCAACCUCAUCAGUCACCUGAGAAUGCACACCUCACCCUCUUAGAAAUGCAUCAAGCCAAAGAACUCUGGGAAUAGAAAAAAAAAGAACCUUUUCUCUACUUUUUCUCCAUCUCAAAAGCAAAGAAAUGCACACAUACACAUUGUUUAACAUAUUAAUUCCAGUUUAUGAUGCCCUGGCUAAGUGAAUGAUGUAGCGGUUUGCCACAAUGCGCUCUUGGUGAUGGUGGGAUCUUGUUGAUGCAAGGAUCAAGUCGUCGUUUAUAUCAAACAAUGUCUGCUCACCUCUCAGGAGUUCUAGAGGGACAGUUAACUCCUGUCUCUCUCCAAAGUCACAAAGCAAUGGUGGAGUUGCAUAACGUCUGGUCUGUUAAAUGUGAAUGUGGGUACUGAUAAAAUGUCAAGCCUCUCACUGCAUACCCUUCAGCAGCUUUCUCUCUCUUCAGCCUUUGAGUUUUUCAAAUGACUCAAGAGUCCCCUGUGUACUCCAGUGCUACUUUGACCAAAAAGAAAAAAGAAAACGUGCAAACAAUACUGGCAAUAAUUCAGCAAAAAGAUUAUUUUAACCCUGACAGCUUUAUAUGCUUCGUUAUGUUGGUUGGUGAUGGGUAUCUGUAUGUAAAGCCCUUUUCAGACAUGGGAUACGUAACAUUGCUGGCUACCCCAAUCUGUUAAAGCGACGGCAUUCUGGCAUUUGACAUAGGUGGCUUCUACAUUAACGUUCCUCACAGUUAUACAGUCGUAAAUGUGACAGUGACUGAUUAUGGAAAAAAUCCCAAUCAUAAUUAUUUUGGCCAAUAUUGUAGCCUCAGUUUAUGUUUUUACAUAAAUCAAGGCUACAGAGGAGUUUUUCCAGAGGAUUUCAUUGAACUUCAACUAUAAUUGAAAUUAAAAAAAUAAAAUAUGAUUAAAAAGGAGGUGCUCUUGGUUUAUAACAUAACAUGAGAGCUUGGUAGCUGAAGAGAAUGCAAAAAAAGCAGUUGCUUUACUUUGAUAAUUUAGUUUUCAUGAUCAUGAGGAAAAGUUUAUUUAGUUCUCUUUGACACUGUCACUAAGAGUAGGCUUUCUGUUUGUGUGUCUGCUAAAUGGUGCUGCUGAGUUGGCUGUGCACCACCACUUUCUGUCCUCAGAACCUGGAAUAGCCAAAUGUACCACAGAUCUUACUGCUACAAAGAAGCAGAGUUGGUGGGAUAAAAUGCACGAUGCACGUGUGGAGUCACAAUCUUGUGCGUGCCUAUUUGUUAAGGUGAACUACAUGCGUUCAGACUUCUGCUGUGUUGAAAGCUUCAUGUAAAUGCUACCUAUAAGAAUUCCGUCACUUCUUUUACAGAAAAUGAACCAUUCAGGCACAUGUGUUAAGAUGCCAUCAGAUCAAUAGAACAGAAUGCAUGUCUGAAAGGGGCUUAAGAGGAGGGGUAACUGGGUUUGGGACCAUCUCCAUGCUUUAACUGAAAGUUCUUGAAAGAAGGUUCGUGUUGGAGGACACUGAAUUAAGUUUUUGUUUAACAGACGACAAAUGCUCAGUCUUCUCUACAGCUGUUUGCAUUAAUACAGAGAAGAUUUUCAUUAUUUUCAGUUUUGCCUGCUAGUGCUCCCAGGAACGAAUCCUGGUUGGACAGAUGAACCCUUGAGGUACUCGUUUUGCUUAAAGAACUUGUCAUGUUUCAGUGAAUGUUUAAACUGGA
Molecule: messenger RNA, 3557 nt
Organism: Archocentrus centrarchus (flier cichlid)
Lineage: Eukaryota; Metazoa; Chordata; Actinopteri; Cichliformes; Cichlidae
Gene: hic2
Product: hypermethylated in cancer 2
Exons: 2
Coding region: 167-1918 (583 amino acids)
Biological process (GO): regulation of transcription by RNA polymerase II
Cellular component (GO): nucleus
Molecular function (GO): DNA-binding transcription factor activity, RNA polymerase II-specific; protein binding
Source: RefSeq, a predicted model, not a curated record